UUUUUCAACCUUGUCUAUGGCACUUGGCACAAGUGCCCGAGUGAAGUUCAGUUUUGACAGUUGUAUUAGUGGUCAUCUUAUAUUUUUUACCUCCUUGCAUUUUGAUACAAAAUAUUUAUUUAUUCGCAAAGUGGUAUUACGUGAACAAGAUGAAAAUAAGGGCCCACGCAUUUCGAGAACGGUGGAAUGCGACCCGCUAGCUCAAACUGAUAUGUCCACAACAAGAAGCGCCGUGAACGCAAUCCGCGCCCGCCGGGGCCACAAGGAGCGCUCCAAGAACUUCACCGAGCUGGAGAAGAGGACGGUGCUGGAGCUGAUCGCGCGCCACCGCGACGUGCUGCGGCAGGGCCGGUCCAACAACGCCACCAAUCGGAGCAAACAGCUGGUGUGGUCCACGAUAUGCGAGGAGGUAAACAAGCGCUGUGGCGGCGAACGACCUCGCACUCCUGCGCAGGUCAAAAUGUGGUACGAGAACUAUAAGAAGAAGUGCAAGAUGCGCGCCCACGACUCGCAGCCACCUCAACCCGACGCGCCUGGCUUACUGGACGGCAUGCUGUGGCAGAACAUUCACCCGUUAGAAGUUAAAGAUGACGACGAAGCAGCCACCAGUGAGCAGGGCGCGCACAGCGUUAAAGACGAUGACCUACCCGUUAACAUGACCAACGGCCGACUCUCAAGCACGAACGACAGUGACGACACGACCCCCAACCCCCUCGAGCCGCACGUCACCAUCAUCCCCCACUCCCCCUCCCCCAAGCUCCCCCAUCCCCUCACCAUCCCCCUCCUAAACCCCAUCGCCAUGGAGCAAGCGCGGUUGCAGCAAGAUUUCCUGUUAAAGUUGAAUGAAUUAUCGAAUACGCCGCUCAAUUUGAGCCAUUUGGAGGGGAGGAAUGGGGAUGUUAAGGAUAAGGAGGAGAAAGAGGGGGGGAAUGCUACGGAGGAAGAGAGAUUAUAUUUCACCGCGAAACGUCAGCAUGCCAUAUGGGAGCACGAAGCCAAAAUGAAGAUACUCAACAUGGAGCUCAAACAGAAGGAGGAAAUCUUUUCACUGCAAAAGCAACUCUUUCUCAUAGAGCUAAGGUUGAAAAUGGAUUUCCUUGAAAAGGCCAGUGGUAAAUAAAAGCCUGAGCAUGCUGUCACUGAAAUUUGUUGACAUAAUAUUUGAAUUGAACCCUUUCACUGCCAAAGACGUGUAUAGACGCGCACGGUUACAGUGUAAUAUGAACCUUCGGGCAUUGCGAUAAGGUUCACGAUGGCGUGCGUAUGUACUAUAGGUCUGGUGUUCAAAGGGUUGAAAUACUUUUGACCGCCACUGUCUUCUAUACGUGACAAUGAACAUUUUAAAAUGCAACUUAACGUAUUGUUAUAAAGAAUUAAUUUGCAUGUUGAUAUAGGCGGUUUAUAGGUUAUUUUUCUAAUGAGUUUUAAUGCUAAUAGCAUUGAUUCCUAAGGCCCCCAGCCAUACAAAUGAAAAAUCCAAAAUAUUAUAAAUUUGAACCUAUAGUAUAGGAAAUAGAGUUGAUUUUGCGUUAUUAGAAAAUUGAACGAAACAAAGCAAAAGCGACUCUGUUCCAAUUGAAUAAGAUUUAAAUUUCAUCGAAGUGAAGAGGUACUAUAGGUAGGACCUUGGGCCUUAGGAGGAUAAAGAAGUCAAACAAGUGACGGCUUGCAAGGGUUCAAAAGUAUUUGAGAUUUGUCAUCAAUGGCUUAUAGCUAUGACACAUGCGCCGCUGUCCAUAAAAUGAUCAAUUGGCAUUAUAAUUUAUAGAGUUAGAUCAAGAAAACUGUAGCGAUUUUGAUAGCAUGUGCAGUGCAAGUGUUAUUUUAAACGUCAAACUUCUAUGAAAUUAUGACGUAUAAAUAACACGUGCAUUGCGUUGCUACUAAAAUCGCUGCACACUUUUCUUGGUCUAACUCGAAUGUUUAAGAACUCAUAGAAUCGAAAAUGUGGUCCGAUUAAGGUCCCAUAUUGAAUUUAAUGAUUAUUUCUAUAUGAAAACCAGGAAAAAAUAGACCUAGAUCAACCGGGUUAUAAAAAAAUAUUUUUAUAGCAAAAAAAGUUAUGUCGUUCGACGCAUAUGUCUACUAGCUACUCAUAAUGGCGUAACGCAAUUUUUUUUUAUUAUAGCAAUGCAAUCUAGUUAUAAUGUGCCAUUUUCUCAUAAGUUACAUAUAUGAAAGGCAUAUGGCUGAGGUGAAACACUUUUUCUUUAUUCGCUUCAGUCAUUUUAAAGUGAUAUUGUCAUAUUCGUUUUUUAACUUAAUGUGCAAUAAUUUUACUAUUGACAGCAAUAAUGUAUAAUUUGUCUGUUAAAGGAAAGUUAGGUAUAUGAGGUGGUAAUAUUCGGUGCGGUUUGUAUAUUAACAGUAUUUUUUUUUAAAUACUAUAGCAAUUCGAAAGCUAGACAUUGAAAGUGUUAAUUAUAUUUCGCUUAAUGACAUUUUAUUUUUAAAAUUUGUCCAUACGCUUUAGCUGAAAAAAGGCAAAAACAUGUCAUAUAAGUUGUGAUACACAGCUUAUGGUGUUAUUUAAAAUUACAGUUCAAAAUACAAUAAGUAUUACUUAUUCAAACAAAUACGCACUGAAUGGGUAAAAAAUGUGAUCAAAAAUAUCGUUAUUAUUUUUUAUAGCAUAUUAUCGCAUAGCGUUUUAUUUUGUAUCGAUUUUACUUUUUAGCAUAGACGUAUAAUGUGCUUAAGCAACCAUUUUUCGCCAUAAUGUUGAUUUUUAUAGUAUUAUAUUUUAUAUGUUUUUUAGGCAGCUUCGAUGAAAUCGUAUAUUUAAAAAAAAUGAGAAACUGCCAAAUAAUAUAGCGGAUUUGUUACUUUUUAGUACUUAGAAAUGUUAAGUUUUCAAUAGAUUAUACAGCCCGUCUAAAAUAUCGACAGUUGUAAAAAAAAAUUAUGGAACAAAAAAACGGCUAAAACAAUUUUUUUCUAUAAGAAUAUAGACUAUAUUUAAGGACUUAAGAACACAAUUAUAACCUAAAAAAAUUUAAUGAAAAUAAUAACUACAUAUAAGUAUCAAAAAGUUUUUACCUGUUGAUGUUUAAAAUGGGUCUUCGUACUUUUGACAAAAACGACGUGAAUAAACCUAGUCCGAUAACAGUUAUGUGAAGUAGUUAUUAUAAGAAAGUAUUUAUUAUGAAUAAGUACUGUAAAUGUUAGGGAAAUUGGCUUGUAUUAUUGGUAAUUACGAAAACAGCCAUUUUAUUGGCAUCGAAGGUUAGGGCAUUUUAACUAGGUUUUGGUUAAUUUUUGAGUGCCAAGCGUCUAUCACAACACAAGUUAUAAACUUAUAAAUACAUCAAAAGUAACCUAGUUUCUACGUAUGUUCAAUUAUAACAGUUAUUUAUAAUACAAAUGCGAAAAAUUGGAAAUUUGCAACGAGUGGCGAGUUUUAAAACAUUACAUAUAGCCCUUUAAAUUUUCGACGUAGUUACUUAAUGUGCUUAUUAUAGCACAGGGUGUCGUAAUGGAGCACCAGAUGUACUGAAAAAACAAUUUUUUUAGGAAUACGCGAAAUGCAUAGAAAUGGCUAAAAUAGAGAUACACAGAUGUUCGAACGUCAAAAAUGACGUCUGCGAAGGCGUGUUUCCAUCAACGUGAUGUGACGUCCCUGGCGCUCAAAAGCUAAGAAAUGCGUUUGAUUUAUAUAUCCAUAGAUAUAGCUAUUCGUAACGCAAUAGUGCGGUUCAACAUUUUAACUACUUCAAAUAACUAGCACCUGAAGUCCGAUUUCGAUAUAAUUUUUCAGUUGUGUUUUUUUUGGGUGAAGGGUGCUGCAGUCAGAAAAUGUGCCAACACAGAAAAUUGUUGAUAUAUAAGAAAAAGUAGUUAUUACAUAAAUAAGUACAUUGUGGGUCUUUAUGUAGGUAACCAACGCUUUAAAAGUAUUCAAUGUCUAAUGUCACAUAUAUAUGACAUAAGUGUUGGAUUGUACCCCUAAAGACCUUUUGGCGUUUCACAAUAUGGGGCAUUUUCUAUGAAAAGGGACCUUAUUGUCGAUGGCGCUUACGCCGCACAGCGCCUCGCGGCAUUGUAUUUAUAUCGGAGCAUCGUUUAUAAUGGCGUAAGCGCCAUCGACAAUAAGGUCCCUUUUUAUAGAAAAUACCACAUAUGUGCAAACUAUUUAUUAUAGAAGCAAAAUACGUAAUAACGUAGUAAAAUGUAUUAUGUAAUGUACAGUAUGAUAUUAUUUUUUUGUAGUUACUAUUAAAGUUAGAACGAAAUAAAUUUACAGUACAAAAAAGUAAUUUUCAAUAAAAAGAUACCUCAUGUUAACAGUGUAUUGUAUUGAUAAAAAUAGUUGAAUAGUUGUAAAAAAUGAAAUUUUAGAUCCAUUUAUGAUGGGGGCGACCUACACCUACCAUUUAUCAGUUAUAUUUUUAUUUUGAUAAUGUUAUAUGUCAAAAAGGGUUGUCAUAACCUGAAUAAUUCAUAAUAAUAGACUAACAAUUUUGUUCACCAUCAAGACAAAUUUAUUUUUGCGGUGGGAAGGAAUCAUUUCUUGAUAUUAAAAACACGCAGUUGUUUAUUUCUUAUCCGCAAAUAUAAAAUUGUCGUGCUCAUUGAAUACCAUAGAUAAUAAACGUUGCUCAAACCCUGGCAACCCUUUAAAAUGUAUUAGAACGUUUCAUAGCAAUAAUUUGGCAUCAGUUACUAUAUGAUGUUAUAAAGUAAGAUCUCAGUACAGUAAAUAUUUUAAAAUGUCAAUAAAAGUUACCAUUAUAUUUAAAACAACAAAUUAAAUAGUUAUUUACGAUACAAGUGCCGAAAAGAGGAAAUUCGAAACGAGUGGCGAUAAAUUAAAACACGACCGCAGGGAGUGUUUUAAAUCGACACGAGUUGCGAAUUACCUAUUCGCACGUGUAUCGUACAACGUUUUACAGUACAUAUGGCCCUUUAAACUUUCGACAUAUGCACGAAAAGUGCUAUUUGACGCACUAGUGCGAGAAAGUAGCACCAUAUGUACAGUAAUAUAUAUUUUAAUUGUAAAAAAUUUAGUUGGAUGCAUAUUUUUUGGUUCGUCUUCCCAAAUACUCUACUUACUAACGAACUAAAUAUAUUUAAAGGAAACAGAGUACCUUAGCUGACCGUUUUGUUUUAGUUUUUAAUGUCAAUUUUUUAUUUAUUUAUGAUUAUGGUGACUUUUGACGACAUACCUAAUCCAUUUCAGUGUUAAUUGCAAGUAUUGAAUUUUUUUGUAAUAUUCUAGUUGUUUUAAACAAUCUGACAAUUCGAUAUUAUUGAAAUUAAUAAAGAAUUUAUUUUCUGUU
Cydia strobilella is the source of this 5279-nucleotide messenger RNA. RefSeq lists its product as uncharacterized. The record is from RefSeq and is a predicted model, not a curated record. The coding region runs from base 17 to 1120 and encodes 367 amino acids. The transcript is spliced from 7 exons. Lineage: Eukaryota; Metazoa; Arthropoda; Insecta; Lepidoptera; Tortricidae.